This is a messenger RNA of Acipenser ruthenus (sterlet), 1424 nucleotides long. It is a transcript of the gene c1d, whose product is annotated as C1D nuclear receptor corepressor. Lineage: Eukaryota; Metazoa; Chordata; Actinopteri; Acipenseriformes; Acipenseridae. Gene Ontology annotation, cellular component: nucleolus; exosome (RNase complex). The transcript has 5 exons. The record is from RefSeq and is a predicted model, not a curated record. Gene Ontology annotation, molecular function: RNA binding; DNA binding. Gene Ontology annotation, biological process: regulation of gene expression; maturation of 5.8S rRNA. The coding region runs from base 111 to 557 and encodes 148 amino acids.
CCCCCACCGUGCUAUGCGCCGCAGAAAUUGACUUCCUGCGUCUUAACCCAGGAAGUACAACACAGUUUCAAAACACGUGUGGAAAGAAGAACAUUGUGUUUCAAUAGAAAAUGGCAGACCAAGAAGUGGCUGGGGAAGAGUACCCAAAAGAAAUCCUUGAGUACCUGACAGCCUUUGAAUCCUCUCUUGACUCUGUGGAUGAGAUGCUGAAGACCAUGAUGUCUGUUUCCAGGGGGGAACUGCUUAAUAAGCUGGACCCCCUUGAACAAGCUAAACUGGAUCUAGUUUCUGCAUAUUCCCUAAAUUCCUUGUUUUGGAUUUACUUGGUUACACAAGGAAUUAACCCUAAAGAACAUGCAGUGAAACAAGAAUUGGAGAGAAUAAGAACUUACAUGAACAAAGUGAAAGAAAUCACUGACAGGAAGAAAGCGGCAAGGCUGGACAAAGGAGCUGCUGCCAGGUUUGUUAGAAACGCUUUGUGGGAGGCAAAGUCUGAAGAAUCAAAAGCUGCACAUGGAGAUUCACAUCAAUCAAAACGCAGAAAACAACAGAAUUGAAAACAAAACUGAACACAAAUGGGAUACACUUUAAUGUUUGUCAAAGAAUAAAACAAAUAAAAAAACAACCCACAAAGUGCUGAAUGAAUUUCUGAAAGACAGUGCUUGGAAUUCAAUGUAUAAUGAACUCUCUGCUAUAAUUGUCAUUAAAUUGUCAAAAAAAUAUAGUGUUACAAGUCCCCACAUGUUGCUACAACUGUUUAAAUAAUGUUCCUGUAUUAUAUAUAUAUUUUUUUUUCAUUAAUAUCCUGACAACGUUUUACACUUAUGACUUUAAAGUGUGUUUCAAAUCUCUUUUCAAAAUGUCCGCUCUAGUGCACUGAUAGUGUAAGGAUUAUUGCCCACAUUGUCAAACAGAUAACGCAGCAAUAACGAUCCAUGAUGUGGUACGAAACAGAAAAGCCAGAGCACUUGUUAUGUUUAAAAAAUAAAUAAAUAAUUGCUCUUCCUGCAGUAAUUUAGAGGACAGAUUUCAAACCCCAGCACACUAGUGUGGACAUUUUGAAAACAGCUUUCAAACAGGCUAAAGUUGUAAGUGUAAAAAGUUGUUAGGAUGUUAACAAUGAAAAAUUACAGCUACGUUAUUUAAAAAGUUGUAGACACGUGGGGAUGUAUGACGCUAUAUUUUUCGUAACCCAACUACUUACUCCUUAAAACUUUAUGCAAUUCACUUUGGAAUGUGUUGUUUAGUUACAGUGGCUAAUAUCUGUGAAACUAGGAUUUUAAUUUCUUAUUAAAUGGCUAUUGUUUUUUUUCAAAACAUGUAAAGUACAGUUAUUGGGGCUAAUGGGGGGAAAUGCAUUGAUGUUGCUGGAAGUGUUACUUUAGAGAAAUUGUGUAUACAAAAUUAAAUGGUAUUUCUGUUUA